Molecule: messenger RNA, 231 nt
Organism: Gregarina niphandrodes
Lineage: Eukaryota; Apicomplexa; Conoidasida; Eugregarinorida; Gregarinidae
Exons: 1
Coding region: 1-231 (76 amino acids)
Source: RefSeq, a predicted model, not a curated record
AUGGUCACUCCCAAUGGGGUGGUCAACACAACCCGCAUGCAAGUAGAGGUGGAAAGGUACGGCCAGCCAGGCUCAACGUUCCAGGUGCACCAGGGCAAGGUGAGGAGGUUUGAGCGAAGUGAGGACCCCCAACUCGAAUCCAUAAUACAUCAGUACUCGCAGAACCUCGAGGACGAGACCGCCGCACAAACACUCGGAAUCACUGGAGGCAAACGACCCCGAAACGCGUGA